Messenger RNA from Klebsormidium nitens, 681 nucleotides. The record is from the annotation of a GenBank genome assembly. NCBI's taxonomy places the organism in Eukaryota, Viridiplantae, Streptophyta, Klebsormidiophyceae, Klebsormidiales, Klebsormidiaceae.
AUGAAGCAGCGAAGCAAUCAUGCUGCAGUUGCGAAGUACCGAGAUACCUUGAAGGGAAAGUGGGCCACCUUCAGAGCCCGCCAUAUGGCAAAGUACCGCGAUCUCUCGUUGAAAGCCGUACCGGCGCCCCCAGAGCCCGAGGCACCGCCCUACAUGUGGCCGCCAAUCUCGUGGCUUCUGGCAGACGCUCAGUUCACCCCCAACGAGGUGAAGGCGCGGUUCGCUUCAGGUAACAUCCAACUGAGCCACUCGACCUGGUCCCUGAGGUUUCACCCGGAUAAGGUUCAGGAGAGAAGCCCGCACCAUUUGGAAGACUUUGGACGACACUACAUCCACGAGCUACGCAAGCUUGGGAGGGAGAGCGCGGGACCAAGUUCUCUUAACGCUGUACAAGCUCUCUAUGCCACCGAGCUGUUUGCGCCUCUAAACGAUCGCUUCAAGCAAGGCCUCAACGCUCAAAAAGCAGGAGGCAUGCUCUGGAAGGCGUGGCUCAACGUGGAGGUUGCACUCGUUACAGAUUACGUGGUCUAUCUUCUGAGGGUUGCAGAGUUCGAGGAGCGGGUCCUGCAACGUGCAAGCACUACAGAGUUGCUUAACGCAGCUCGAGGAGCUUGGGUUGAAAGACAGCUAGAGGUGCAGUUUUUGAAGUCGAAGGCAUAUCGAAGGUACCACGAGCCGUAG